Messenger RNA from Paramecium tetraurelia, 1119 nucleotides. RefSeq lists its product as uncharacterized. The transcript is spliced from 5 exons. The record is from RefSeq and is a predicted model, not a curated record. Gene Ontology annotation, cellular component: motile cilium; cytoplasm. Lineage: Eukaryota; Ciliophora; Oligohymenophorea; Peniculida; Parameciidae. Gene Ontology annotation, biological process: cilium organization.
AUGAAUCCCAUCGAUCAGCACAAAUUAUAAUUUGUGCUCAAGGAUUGCAUUCUCAAAUUACAAUUUAUAGGAGAAAUCACGAGAGAUAAUGAUAUCUCAUCUGAAUUGGCAGGUUAUGAAUAAAGUAAAUUGCUAACCGAUCAACAAACAUUGGAAGUUAAAUAUGCAGAAUUAGUUGCCAAACGAAGCACAUUGGUAGGGAUCUCUAAUAGAAAAUAACUAACUGAAACUCAGAAGCACAUUUAGGAAGUAGCAUAAAGACUGAAAGAGAGUACAAAGAAGUUAUGCAGGUUAUUUAAAGAAAACCCAAAUAUAGAUUAAGAUUCAUUAAAAGUCUAUGAAGAGAGGGCAGGAUUGAUCUCAGACUUAGAAAAUCUCAAAACAUUCAUUUAAAACAAUCAAUUAAAUAAAUUUGCUCAAAAUGUUACAAAUAGUUUAGAAGAGUAGGAUUCAUUAAGAAAAUUCGCAGUGAGAGAAAAAGAAUUGGCUGCUGAAAUAAAGAAAUUGUAAAAUGAUAAAACUUAAGAAAUUAAAGAACAUGAACAUGAGAAGACUGAAAAAUAAAAGAAUAUUUAAUCAUUAAAAGAAAAACUAUUAUAUAAAACAAAUAGAGCUGACUUAAAAAAAAAGUAUGAUGAAAAGGUAGGGACUUCUAAAGAAAAUACUCAAAUGAGAGUGUUUGAAUUUGCUUUAAAGGAUAUUGAAUAAUAAAUUUUAAAUUUUACUACCAAAAUUGAGACAGAAGAAAAGGUUCAUAAAUAAUUAAAGGAUUACUUAAUUAGAAAAGAAGAAGAAUCAAAAAAGAAAACAGAUGAUCAAAAUAAGUAUAUGGAUGAGAAGAAAUAAGAGUUGGAAGAUAAAAUUGAGAAAUUGACUGAACAAAAAACUAUUAUGUUAAAAGAAUUAGAUCUACUGAACAGAAGAUUUGAAAAGGAAGAAUUAGAAAAAUAGGAACGUGAGAGAAAAGAAAUUUAAGAACAAGAAGCCAAAAAAUUAAGAGAAUUACAAUAAUUGCGAAUGGAAAAUGCCAUUAAAUUAAUUUAGAACGAACUAAUGGAAAGAAAAGAGUUAUAUGGUUUAGGUGCCAAAAAAAAGAAACCCAAAAAAGCAAAGAAAUGA